AUGCAGGAGCGUUGGUGGUACAGUAAACACCAGGUUGUAAAGACGUUCAUCAAGGGCAACACUGGCUUGCUACUGGUCAUGGUUGCUCAAUUAUUUUUCGCGGUUAUGGACGUUUCUGUCAAGCAGCUUCAUAGUUUGGAUGAGCCCGUACCAACGCUAGAGCUUAUAUUCGUGCGAAUGAGCAUGACUUAUAUUUUGUGCAUGACCUAUAUGUGGGCUCGCUCUGUACCAGACCCAUUCUUGGGCCCUAAAGGUGUCCGACUUCUGCUUGUGCUUCGAGGAAUCUUCGGGUUCUUCGGGCUAUUUGGCAUAUAUUAUUCCCUGCAAUACCUGUCUCUUUCGGACGCCACUGUCUUGACGUUCUUGACUCCAUCUUUAACCGCUAUCGUCGCUGCUGUCUUCCUCGGCGAGAAGCUUUCGUUGAAGAUAAUAGCCGCUGGAUACUUGCUGCAGUUGGGUAAGUCUGUCAUUCGGACUGGUUAUCCCUUAGUCCUCAUGAUUCGCUGUGGAAUCAGGGUGGCAAUAAUAGGAGCUGUGGGCGCCGCUGGAGCUUACACUACAAUAGCAGCAAUUGGAAAGAGAUCUCAUGCGGCGCACUCUAUGGCCUACUUUUCGUUGAUGUGCUCGAUUGUGUCACCGAUUGGGAUGCUGGUGACGCGUACACCAUUCGUGAUCCCCACACAGACUGAGUGGAUUGUUCUCUUCCUUGUCAUCGGGACCUUCGGUUUCUUCGGACAGAUGCUGCUCAUCACGGGCUUUCAACGCGAGGCUGCGGGAAGAGCGUCGAUGGGCAUAUACCUUCUGGUUGUAUUCGCCCUCAUUUUCGAACGCUACAUUUUCCACGUACAGCCUCCUCUCCUCUCGAUAGCUGGUAUAGUCAUUAUCUUAGGCUGUGCUAUCUUCAUUGCCGUACGUCUCGUAUAUCUCCCAGUGACUUUCGGUUCUCAUACUGAUUAUACUUGUUCGUAA
This is a messenger RNA of Stereum hirsutum FP-91666 SS1, 969 nucleotides long. RefSeq lists its product as uncharacterized. Gene Ontology annotation, cellular component: membrane. The record is from RefSeq and is a predicted model, not a curated record. Bases 1 to 969 code for a protein of 322 amino acids. The transcript has 10 exons. Lineage: Eukaryota; Fungi; Basidiomycota; Agaricomycetes; Russulales; Stereaceae.